AUGCCACAACUAGAUACAUCAACAUGGUUUAUAACAGUCUUAUCCAUAAUCCUAACGCUAUUUAUCGUGUUUCAAUUAAAAAUCUCCAAACACCAUUUCCCAAUAAGCCCAGAACUGAAAUCACCAUUAACAUCAAAAAUCAAUACUCCCUGAGAAAAAAAAUGCACGAAAAUCUAUUCGCCUCUUUCACUUCCCCUACAAUAA
Messenger RNA from Callorhinus ursinus (northern fur seal), 204 nucleotides. NCBI's taxonomy places the organism in Eukaryota, Metazoa, Chordata, Mammalia, Carnivora, Otariidae. The record is from the annotation of a RefSeq genome assembly.